AUGGGUAUAACCGAUGUGCGCCUAACAAACGAUGCGCAAUUGGUCAUACGAAAAAUAAGGUUAGAAUACAAUGUUUAUGAUGAGACCUUGUCAGCAUACAUGGCUCUGGUCCAAACUCUGGCAUCCCAAAUACCAAGCAUUAGGUUCCGACACUUAUGUAGAAAGGAACUUAUACACUCCGAUGCCUUAGCCUACGUAUCUUCCAUUUUAAAGAACGAAAACGUCAAGGCAAUCAAAAUAACUAGAGUGUACGAACCCUCAGUCAUUUCCCAGGAAUUCUGCGUUGCAAAUCGAGAAGACAGUGUUAGGAAAGGCAUCACUGACGAUGAUAUAGGGGAAGACAUCACCGACGACUUUCAGGAGGAUGAUAUCAUGACGAUAGCUAACGAAGACGAAGACUUCAGUAAUGAAGAAGAUUGGAGAUCUGAAAUUCAUCUCUUUCUCAAAGAAGAAACGCUGCCUACGGACCUAAAGCAGGCUCGGAAAAUACAAUCAAAAGCAGGGAGGUACGACCUAAGAGACGAAAUUUUGUACAAAAAAUCCUUUCUCAGGCCUUUGUUACGCUGCUUAUCAAGAGAAGAAGGGCAUCGGGUUUUGAAGGACAUACAAUAUGGGGACGCAGGUAACCAUAGCGGAAUGAGAUCCCUGGAAGACAAGGCAAAAACUCAGGGGUAUUACUGGACAACGAUGAUACAAGAUGCAUCGAGAAUGUCAAGAAGAUGCGAAGAAUGCCAGCGCUUUGCCAAGAGGAUCCACGCACCUGCAACAAAGCUGAACUCUGUGGAUAGUCCUUGGCCUUUCUCAAAGUGGGGCAUAGAUAUCGUGGGUCCCCUGAUCGAAGGGUCAGGAAAAAGACGGUUUGGCAUCCCAGCUGAGAUUGUCUCCGACAAUGGAAAGCAGUUACAAGGUAAAAACAUCGACAUGCUUUUCGAUACCUUCAAAAUCAUAAAGAACAAGUAA
This is a messenger RNA of Papaver somniferum (opium poppy), 960 nucleotides long. RefSeq lists its product as uncharacterized. NCBI's taxonomy places the organism in Eukaryota, Viridiplantae, Streptophyta, Magnoliopsida, Ranunculales, Papaveraceae. The transcript has 2 exons. The record is from RefSeq and is a predicted model, not a curated record. The coding region runs from base 1 to 960 and encodes 319 amino acids.